Theobroma cacao (cacao) is the source of this 1716-nucleotide messenger RNA. Its product is annotated as protein NRT1/ PTR FAMILY 4.5-like. Gene Ontology annotation, cellular component: membrane. Lineage: Eukaryota; Viridiplantae; Streptophyta; Magnoliopsida; Malvales; Malvaceae. The record is from RefSeq and is a predicted model, not a curated record. Gene Ontology annotation, molecular function: transmembrane transporter activity. Gene Ontology annotation, biological process: transmembrane transport.
ACGCAAGAAACAAGACUAGGAGGACAGAGGGCUACAAUUUUUGUCUAUGCCAUGGAAGGACUGGAGAAUAUGGCAUUUAUCGCCAAUGCCAUAAGCCUGGUAACUUACUUUUACGGCUACAUGAACUUCAGCUUAACAAAAUCUGCAACCACCCUUACAAAUUUCAUGGGGAUUUCAUUUUUACUAGCACUCUUUGGAGGGUUCAUCUCUGACACCUACUUGUCAAGAUUCAAGACUUGUGUCUUGUUUGGGUGCAUAGAAUUGCUGGGAUAUGCCCUCUUAGCAGUACAAGCACACUUCCACCAACUAAGACCAACCCCUUGCCAAGGUCUUGCCGCAAGCCAAACAAAUCAAUGCCAGGCUGCAGACAGCGGCCAGGCCGCAAUACUUUUUACUGGUCUAUACCUCGUUGCUUUAGGCACCAGCGGGGUUAAAGCAGCUUUACCAUCAUUGGGAGCUGACCAAUUUGAUGAAAAGGAUCCUAAAGAAUCAGCUCAAUUGUCUAGUUAUUUCAACUGGUUCUUGCUUAGUCUCACCGUUGGAGCUAUAGUUGGGGUGACUUUCGUCGUAUGGAUAAGCUCAAACCAGGGCUGGGAUUGGGCGUUUGGCGUAUGCACCGUGGCGGUCUUGUUUGCCCUUGUGUGUGUAAGCAUGGGCAAGUCAUUGUAUCGUAACAAUGUUCCCAAAGGGAGUCCUCUCCUUCGUAUUAUACAGGUGUUAGUGGUUGCUAUCAGAAACCGAAAGCUUCCACUACCAGAAAUGGCAGAUGAAUUGCACGAGAUUCAUGACAAGGAAGCGGGGGUGCAAAAUGAAACUCUCCCGAGAACUGAUCAAUUCAGGUUUUUAGACCGAGCAGCAAUUGGCCCGACCCCUGGCGAUGCCUCAACAUCAAUAAGCGCAGGACCCUGGAGGCUGUGUACAAUAACACAAGUUGAAGAAACAAAGAUCCUAAUACGGAUGCUCCCGAUUAUACUCAGCACGGUUUUCAUGAAUACUUGUUUAGCUCAACUCCAGACUUUCACUAUCCAACAAAGCACAACCAUGGACACUCGUAUCCUUGGUUUUAAGAUGCCAGGUCCCUCCAUCCCGGUUAUUCCCCUGGCGUUCAUGUUCGUUUUUAUCCCAAUAUAUGAUCGCAUUUUCGUCCCGAUUGCUCGAAAAGUAACAGGAAUCCCUACUGGAAUUCGAUAUCUUCAACGAAUUGGGGUUGGACUGGUGCUCUCAGCCAUUUCCAUGGCAGUUGCUGGAAUUGUUGAAACACGACGCAAAUCCGUGGCCAUUCAGCACAACAUGGUGGAUUCUCUUCAGCCUCUGCCGAUGAGUGUGUUUUGGCUUGGAUACCAAUAUGCUAUAUUUGGGUUGGCGGAUAUGUUCACGUUAGUUGGGCUGCUAGAGUUCUUCUAUGCAGAGAGUUCAGCAAGGAUGAAGUCAUUGAGCACAGCCAUCUCUUGGUGUUCACUAGCUUUCGGAUACUUCUUGAGCUCGGUGGUGGUGGAGGUGGUGAACAAGGUCAGUGGUGGAUGGCUGGCUAAUAACAACUUGAACAGAGACAAGCUCAACUAUUUUUACUGGUUAUUGGCAGCCGUGAGUGUGGUGAACUUUGGUAUCUACUUGGUUUGUGCCUCUUGGUAUAGGUACAAGAAGGUGGAAGUCGUGAAUCAAGAAGAAAAUAGCAAAUCCUCUAAGGGAAAGCAGCUUGAGAUGGUGACAAUUUAG